AUGGACUCGGUCCAUCGACAGCACAAAGUUGUGGACGAGGCGCCACUCGUCAAGGAGCUGGCGUCCUUGCGCGAAGCUCUCCUGAGUCGUCUGGACCGCAACGCUGGGCAGCUUUCGUGUCGGUGGGUGCAGGAGGCAGUGAAUCGCACUGCCCGCCGCUCCACCGAUCCUUCUGCUUUUCUGCCGCUGCAGGGUGCCAUAGCCACGGUCGCCAACUCUGGACAGCCCUCGCAGAGUCACGGCUGGUGGGGAGACUCCAGCAUGAAGCUCGCCCUGGAUGAGCUCUCCACGUUGAUUCUGCCAUGGCUGCAGGAGCUGAUCGAAGACUACAGACGCGGCAGCCGGAGCACCAAGAUCUUCUGCGUGAAGGACGUUGCCGGCUGUCGCAUCCGGGACGCGUGCGUCCACCUUGGCCGCAACGACUGGGAUGUGGAAGCCGCGCUUCAGAGUCUCUAUGCGUCCACGGAACCCAGCAAGAAACUGGAGGUGAAGAAGCCCAAAGCGGUGGCCUCCUGGAGCACGCGUGGCGCAAAGUUGAAGAAGAAUGAGGUGGACUGCCCGAUUUGCGCAGAGGCCUACACUGCAGGCAAUUCGUCCGUGAUGACUCACUGCUGCUUCCAAGUUUUCUGCGAGCGCUGCCACAAGCGAGUCACGGACGCCGAAGGCCGGCUGAACUGCCCCUUCUGCCGCGGAGCCGAUGGCAUGCCUUGCCUGGACCUGGACUCAGAGGAGGAGCCGCCAGCGCAGAGCCGGCUGCAGCGUGUGGCGGGGCUGCUCCAGGCACCUCGGCGCCUUGCGGCGCUCACGACGCGGCUCUGCGCCGGCAUGGGGAGCUGCCUGCCCAAUGCGGCUGCGGGCUCUUUGCGCGACGGCUUGCGGCAGCUUGCACCCGCUUGCAUGCUUUGUGCGGCUGUGGUCAUCUGCAACAUCUGCCCUUCAACGUAA
Symbiodinium natans is the source of this 945-nucleotide messenger RNA. NCBI's taxonomy places the organism in Eukaryota, Dinophyceae, Suessiales, Symbiodiniaceae. The record is from the annotation of a GenBank genome assembly.